GACGCGGCAGAUAUGCGCAUGUGCUUUCCCGGCGGCCGGGCUGCGCUCGUGUGCCGUCGGGCAGGGUUUGUGCGCAUGCUCGGUGCGGUUGGCGGGAGGAGCGGCGGCGAUGCCUCGGGAAAUUAUAACGCUGCAGUUGGGCCAGUGCGGCAACCAGAUUGGCUUUGAAUUCUGGAAACAGCUUUGUGCAGAACAUGGUAUCAGCCCUGAAGGUAUCGUUGAAGAAUUUGCCACUGAAGGAACUGACAGGAAGGAUGUUUUCUUCUACCAGGCAGACGAUGAGCAUUAUAUCCCAAGAGCUGUGCUAUUGGACUUGGAGCCUCGUGUGAUUCAUUCCAUCUUGAAUUCGCCUUAUGCCAAUCUGUACAAUCCAGAGAACAUCUACCUGUCUGAGCAUGGUGGAGGUGCAGGUAAUAACUGGGCCAGCGGCUACUCACAGGGUGAGAAAAUCCAUGAGGAUAUUUUUGAUAUUAUUGAUCGAGAGGCUGAUGGCAGUGACAGUUUGGAGGGCUUUGUUCUCUGCCAUUCUAUUGCUGGUGGGACAGGUUCUGGUUUGGGUUCCUACCUCCUAGAGAAGUUAAAUGACAGGUACCCAAAGAAGUUGGUUCAAACUUACUCCGUUUUCCCUAAUCAAGAUGAGAUGAGUGACGUGGUGGUGCAGCCUUAUAACUCACUGUUGACACUGAAAAGACUAACUCAAAAUGCAGACUGUGUGGUUGUUCUUGACAACACAGCACUCAAUCGGAUUGCAACAGACAGGCUUCAUAUUCAGAACCCUUCCUUUUCUCAGAUCAAUCAGUUGGUAUCCACCAUCAUGUCCGCAAGUACUACCACACUGAGGUACCCUGGAUAUAUGAACAAUGAUCUGAUUGGACUGAUUGCGUCCCUCAUUCCCACUCCAAGACUACACUUUCUUAUGACUGGCUACACUCCGCUUACCACAGAUCAAUCGGUGGCAAGUGUACGUAAAACAACGGUCCUGGAUGUUAUGCGAAGACUGCUGCAACCGAAGAAUGUGAUGGUGUCCACUGGCAGAGACAGACAAACUAACCACUGUUACAUUGCCAUUCUCAAUAUUAUCCAAGGGGAGGUGGAUCCUACUCAGGUCCAUAAGAGUCUGCAAAGAAUACGAGAACGGAAGUUGGCCAACUUCAUUCCGUGGGGGCCAGCCAGCAUUCAGGUGGCAUUGUCACGGAAAUCUCCAUACCUGCCUUCAGCUCAUCGUGUCAGUGGGCUCAUGAUGGCCAAUCACACCAGCAUCUCUUCGUUGUUUGAGAGGACCAGCAGACAGUACGACAAGCUCAGAAAAAGAGAAGCAUUCCUGGAACAAUUUCGCAAAGAGGACAUGUUUAAGGAGAAUUUUGCUGAAUUGGAUAACUCCCGGGAGAUUGUCCAGCAGCUGAUUGAUGAAUAUCAUGCUGCUACCCGUCCUGACUACAUCUCCUGGGGUACACAGGAGCAGUGAUACUGCGUGCACACCAAAUGGUACUGCAGCCAGGCUCAACUACACAUACACGACAACUGCAGAUUCCAUCCACUGUGUGCUGAUAAGUUGUCUCUAUACCUGUGUUAACAUUUCUGUUUAUCCCUUGUGAAGUGACUAAUUGGAGGUGCCAAAAUAUGGCAAAUGCACAGGCUUGGCUUACAUCUGCUUGGGUUGUGUCUGGAAAUGAAUGGCCUUGCUGAAUACCACUGUUCUAUUCCAUUCCUAGACAUGUUUUGAGGAAGGCUCUGGGUGAAAACUGGUGUUGAGGCAUUGGUUAUAAAGCUUAGUUGUAUUAUUGUAUUUUAUUCAGUUCAGUGAUUCACUGUGACACAAUUCUGCAAUUUUGCAGUACUGGUGUGGAAUGAGUCUCCGGUGUAUAUAGUGAGUCAGUGUCUAAUGUGUACAGUGGGUUGUAAAUCCUAUGUGGCAGCAUGUCACUGGGCAUGUUCUGACAAUCCUGGAAACACUGCCACAAGCAGCUUACUGUAAAAAGAAGCAUUUUGGUAAAAGUCUGCAACUUCUAA
Messenger RNA from Pristis pectinata (smalltooth sawfish), 2010 nucleotides. RefSeq names its product tubulin, gamma 1 (gene tubg1). The record is from RefSeq and is a predicted model, not a curated record. NCBI's taxonomy places the organism in Eukaryota, Metazoa, Chordata, Chondrichthyes, Rhinopristiformes, Pristidae. The coding region runs from base 110 to 1465 and encodes 451 amino acids. The transcript is spliced from 11 exons. Gene Ontology annotation, biological process: mitotic spindle organization; microtubule nucleation; cytoplasmic microtubule organization. Gene Ontology annotation, molecular function: GTP binding; structural constituent of cytoskeleton. Gene Ontology annotation, cellular component: nucleus; microtubule; gamma-tubulin complex.